AUGAUCCUGCUAAUAUUCAAUUUAGUAAUCACCAUUUCUUAUGCAGCUGAUAAUACGUCAGUCUGUAUAGAGAACUUAAAAUAUUUGAUUUCACAGCCCAUUGAUGAACAACUUGAAACAAUCCUACCUUAUUAUUCUUUAUCAGGAGAUUGGAUUGGGAAGUUUGGAUAUUAUGAUAGGUGUUAUCGAAAUGACUACUCCUAUACUUCAGUUGAAAUUGAUUAACAGCUCUUCAAAUAAUAUUAUGGAUUUUGCCAUUCCAAUAUUUGUUCAGCUAAAGAUUUCAAUUCCAAAGAUGGAUAAGAAACUAUUAAAAAAAUAUUAAAUGAAAGUGGAAUUUCAACUCUAUUCAAUAUAAAUCCAGAUACAAUAUAGUUAAAUUUCUAUGAUCCUAAAUCUUAUAUUCCACAUCCUAGUUGGGAAACAUAUGUUACCUCUGGAAUUGUAAUUGUCUUACUUAUUCUUGUUACUAUCGAUCCUAUUUUGCGAUUUAUAGCCGCAUGUAAAAGCAGACAUACUCCAGAUGUUAGAGAUCAAAGAACUUCUAGUCGCACUAGUUCUUUGGGACUAAGAGAAGGCUUAUAGUAGAAGGAUCAAUAUUAACCAACAUCUAUUAUUAAAGAUUUCUCAAUUAUUGUGAACUACAAUAAAAUAAUCAAUCUCAAAACUAUAGAUCCUAAUUUAGCUAUUUUUAAUGGAAUCAGAGCUAUUUCGUUUAUGAUGGUUGCUUAUGGACAUGUGAAUGAAAUGACUGCCAUUUCCACUUAUAUUAGUGAAGUAAACAUUUAAUAUAAAUCCUGGGUUAUUAUACUUCUAUAUGAUAUGAUGUACGCAGUCGAUAUAUUCUUUUGGGUAGGAGGUUUCUUUCUAGGUUAUGUCAUGUGUGAAGAAAGAAAGGCUUAAGCUCUAAAUAGAAAACCAUAAUCUAUUAUUUUAAGUAUCACUCAUAGAUUAAUGAGAAUUUGGCCUUGUUAUUUAUUAUGCAUUGCCAUCAACUCAUAUAUUAUUCCAUAUUUAGGAAGUGGGCCUCGAUGGUUCUUAGAAGAAAGAGCAACCUAAUGUCCUGGAGGAGCAUGGAAAAAUGCUCUUUUUAUAGAUAAUUUUUAUGAGGAUUGGCUCAUUUGUUUUGGAUGGGGUUGGUAUUUAACAUGUGAUUUUCAAUUAUUUUUAACAUGUUUAAUACCAAUUUUAAUUUAUUGUUUUGAUUACAAGGUGUUUUCCAAAAUUCUUAUAAUUUUAAUGAUAAUUGGAACUUUAGGAUGGACUUAUUAUCUAAGCGUUCAUUAUGAUUUUCUAAUACCAGGUAGGAAUACUUACAAUCCAGAUUAUUAUUACAAAUUUUAUGUUAGUUCAUAUGCCAGAGCCCCUCCUUAUUUUUUAGGGUUGCUAAUUGGAAUACUUUAUAGAGAAUUUAAACAAUCAAAAAAGAGUGGAAAGAUAACUUAUUUACAUUAAUUUAGAGAUUAUGCAUAAAGUAGUGGAUAGAAAUUGAUCAUGUAAUUUUUUUGUUAUGGAUUGGGAUUUGGCAUUAUUGGAUAUCUCUUUUUUGGGUGGAAAAAGGAAUUUAAUACAACAUAGAUGAGUUGGCCAAAAUGGCUCCAACAUAUUUAUCAUGCAUUUUGCAGAUUUCUAUUUACUUUUGGAUUGACACUCAUAGUAUUACCAAAUUUGAUCGGAACAUAUGAUAUAUUUAAUUCUAAGUUUAUGAAUAACACCUUAUUUAAAUUGAUGGCAAAGCUCUCCUUUACUAUGUAUCUUGUGCAUUUGAUGAUAAUUCUUAUUUUGACAGAGACCUUUUAUGAGACUCCAGCCUUUGCCUAAUUAGACAUGAUCACUUGUUUUGUAUGUGCUGUUGUGUUAUCCAUGAUGUUUGGAUUGUUAUUGUCUUUAUUAGUUGAAUUACCCUUUGGAAAUCUAGAUACGCGAAUAAUAAAAAUAGUUACUAGGCCAAAAAGAAAAGUAGACACUCUUUUAGAUUGA
Messenger RNA from Paramecium tetraurelia, 1980 nucleotides. RefSeq lists its product as uncharacterized. Gene Ontology annotation, molecular function: acyltransferase activity, transferring groups other than amino-acyl groups. The record is from RefSeq and is a predicted model, not a curated record. The transcript has 3 exons. NCBI's taxonomy places the organism in Eukaryota, Ciliophora, Oligohymenophorea, Peniculida, Parameciidae.